AUGCUGAUAAAAAGAAAUAUUCAUGGUAUAGUGAAUAAUUUCAAAUUAACUACUACUUUUGAAUUAUGGCUGAAAAACGAACACGUCACGUUAUCACCUAUAACGAGUGUUUCUGCUGCAUUAACUUGUAGACAGUUAUGCUCAAACGUUGAAAAGCAACCAAAAGGAUUAAUGACAAGUUAUGAAGCAUUUUUGUCUCGACGAUAUCCCAAAGCUUAUGUUGUGCACAAAAUGGUUAUUAAUGGGUGCAAAUGGUGCUGGUCAGAUAUCAAAACUUAUUAUCAAUUGAAAAAUGAUUUGAGGACUAACGUACGGAAGAUAUCUCAGUUAAAACGAUCUGAACUAGAAAUUUUGCUGCAGAUGAAGGAAGAAUUAUUGAAAGUGGCAAUCAUUGUGAUUUUUAUUCCAAUUCCAUUCACUAUUUAUAUCUUUGCUCUAGCCGUGAUAUUUUUUCCCCGACUAAUUUUAACUCGGCAUUUUUGGACUAAUGAUCAACGAAAACGAUUUUGGGCUGAAAAUUUGCAACGCACAUCACGUGUUCAUGUCCAUCCUCUCCAAAAAUAUCUUCAAGGAUUGAAUGUCGAUUUGCAGACACCAUUGGAAAGAUUGAGGGAACUGGUUUUACCUCAGAUGAGUAAUUGUUCCAUAGGACAUUUGUACCACUUAUCAAGACUUCAUCGCGUGUCGUUUUUUGUGCAUGGAAUUCGUGGACUUCAUGCUCGAGCAGAAAUGUUGCGUUUAUUGGAUCAAACGUUAAAAUUUGAUGACAGCGCAAUUGAUGCAAUGGAAGAACAGCAGCUGUAUCAGCAAUUUUUUUUGCGGCGCUUGCAAUACGAUGGGUUAUCGGAAGUAGAAAUGAAGUCCUUAUUAAAAAACUGGGUUCAGCAUAUGACUGGUAGGAAUUACUCUAAUUGUCAACCAAUUUUUAGGAUUUUGUUCGUUUUUGAAAUAAAGGCGAGAUUUAAGUUAAUUCAUUUGUAG
This is a messenger RNA of Thelazia callipaeda (thelaziosis nematode), 981 nucleotides long. NCBI's taxonomy places the organism in Eukaryota, Metazoa, Nematoda, Chromadorea, Rhabditida, Thelaziidae. The record is from the annotation of a GenBank genome assembly.